Messenger RNA from Notothenia coriiceps (black rockcod), 3061 nucleotides. RefSeq names its product extracellular sulfatase Sulf-2-like. The coding region runs from base 55 to 1281 and encodes 408 amino acids. Gene Ontology annotation, biological process: positive regulation of Wnt signaling pathway; heparan sulfate proteoglycan metabolic process; negative regulation of fibroblast growth factor receptor signaling pathway. Gene Ontology annotation, cellular component: cell surface; plasma membrane; endoplasmic reticulum. The record is from RefSeq and is a predicted model, not a curated record. NCBI's taxonomy places the organism in Eukaryota, Metazoa, Chordata, Actinopteri, Perciformes, Nototheniidae. The transcript has 11 exons. Gene Ontology annotation, molecular function: N-acetylglucosamine-6-sulfatase activity; glycosaminoglycan binding.
UGGCAGUGUGUAGAGGACCCGACUGGCAAGCUGAGGCUGUAUAAGUGUAAGGGCAUGGCAGGUCUCUUUGCUCCACGCAUGCAGGCUCUGAUGGCCAGAGGUGCCUCCCACCUCCAGAUGCCUCCCCCCUCCAACUCUGACGGCUGUAACUGCGACGAUGUGGGCUUCAAAACAUCCUUCCUGAAGAGGAAGAAGCUGCUCAACAAGAAGAAUCCCUCUGUCUCAUCUAAAUCAGAGAUGAAAUCCGGUAAGGCUGUCUCGAGGAAGCGCUGGGCCCGCUCUGUGUCCUUUGAGCUGGAAGGGGACCUGUACGCUGUAGACCUGGAGCAGGGAUACCAGCCCCUGGGCUCUAAGAAUAGCAGCUGGGCCCCACAUCAGAGCAAAGUGGAGAAUGAGGAGGAUAAUGAAGAGUUCAGUGGCAUGGGAGCCACAGCCACACCCACCACCAGCAGAACAGUCACACCACCUGCUUCUCUUAAAGUGACCUACAGGUGCUCUAUUCUUAUGAAUGACACAGUGCAAUGUGACGGAGGCCUCUACAAGUCUCUUCAAGCAUGGAAAGACCACAAACUGCACAUUGAGCAUGAGAUUGAAACCUUGCAGACCAAAAUCAAGAACCUGCGGGAUGUGAAAGGUCACCUUAAGAAGGUGCGGCCAGAGGAUUGUCAGUGUAACACUCCCAGUUAUCUCUUCAAGAAUAAAGAGGCCUACAGGCUCAAUGCAGGGCGCAUGCUCUCCGUCAAAAUGCCAUCAAAGCUAAAGAAUCAGUGGCUCCAAAAGGAGCAGAAGCGCAAGAAGAAACUACGUAAAUUCCUCAAGAGGCUCCAAAACAACGACACUUGCAGCAUGCCUGGCCUCACCUGCUUCGUCCAUGACAACCAUCAUUGGCAGACGGCCCCCUUCUGGACAAUGGGUCCGUUCUGUGCAUGCACCAGUGCCAACAACAACACGUAUUGGUGCCUGAGGACCAUCAACGACACGCACAACUUUCUGUUUUGUGAAUUUGCCACCGGUUUCCUGGAAUAUUUUGACCUCAACAGUGACCCAUACCAGCUGAUAAACGCCGUCAGCAGCCUCGACCGCAAUGCUCUGAAUGCAAUGCAUCAACAGCUCAUGGAGUUACGGGCCUGCAAGGGACACAAGCAAUGCAACCCAGAGAAGGGAGGAAAAGAGAAAAACUACUUCAGUGAAUACAGGCCAGUUCAUCGUCGAAAGAGGCCAAAAGUGAAGAAGCCUUCCUCCAAAUCGCUAGGGCAGAUCUGGGAAGGAUGGGUUGGUUAACCGCCUGCAUGCCACAACCCACCUCAUCAGCCUCCUCCUGAAGGAAGGAGAUUGAGGACCAGAGGACCUUGACCACACUUUGAUGGACCACAACCUGAGAUACUCCUUUACUCUCAUCUGGGUUUUACUCACCCAGGCAGAGGAGAUGCUGAGAAUGACAGGAAGCGCAAAGACUUUUCAAUUCCACGUUCGCACACAUUUCAUUCUCAUUAUGUUCUGUUACCCCUCAGCUGUCCAGAACAUUAACAGGGAGCUGCGAAUCAGGUUGGACAGUUUGAUGUCCACAAGCCAUUCUGUCCAACCGUACUGCUUGUACAUAAUAUAUAUCAGCUUUCUUUCGUGUCAUAUGGGACUAUGUUGGAACACCGUGAGUUACAACUCUGCUGCUACUCAACGAUGUCACGGCCCUCAUGAUGUCUCUGUGGCACAUGCUGAUUAGCUUAAACAUUUGGAGUAACAACAGGACAUGUUUUCUUUCUCUGCACCAAUGUGUCUGCACAUGUAAGUGGUAUGGCGUUUAAACGACAGACGAGACUCUUUCGCCAUAAUCUUUUGUAUUAUAGUUGUAAUGCUGAUGAAUGUCCUUUAUGAAGCAUUAUCUUCCUCAAAGCUGUGAGAUUGUCUGCCUUGAUCCAAACACACCCAGUGUCAGCCACUCCUUGGACAGGCCUGUAGAUCCCACCACUUCUCACAAUGAUACAACUCAACCGUCCAGAAUAUUUGAGCACUGGAAGGUGUCCUAAGUGAAAACCAUUGUACUGCUUUGUAUCGCGAGUUAUCGCACUGUAGAAAUAUCUAAGUUUUGUUCAGCUUGCUCUAUAUGGUGCUACAGGAUAUCAAUACAGAGGUAAAAUCUUGCUGUACAGUACAGUAUGUAUUUGAAUGUAUGUUGUGCAAUUAAUAUAAAUGUUUACAAUAUUUUUUAUAAUACUGAAGAGGCAGAGCUCCUUGUAUGAUAUGGGUAUAAACUUGUAGGGAGAAAUGUAGCUUGAAAUUGCCCGAAACUGGUAUGUCCUUUCCUUAUUUACAUCGGAAAAGCACUUAAAGGGUCCACUGUGAAGAGAUGCGUUUAAUGGAUAAAUAGUUUACUCUGUGCCAGAGGAACAACACAACAGUGUAAUAAUUAUUGAUGUGAAUUUUAGCUAUCUGCCUUUGUUAGCUUCUUUAAUUAUAAUUUUUUCUAGCAAAGUUUCCAUAGACCUGAGCGCUGAUAGUAAUUGUGAAUAAAGUGUUGUUUGAAACUGAACGAGCCGAGUUUAAUUGUGAAAGUGCAUGGUGGUUUGUGUUCCUGUCCAGCAGGGGUCUCUGUCUGUCCAAAGGCUAACACCAGGGUAACAUCCAGUCUAUGCUAUGGGUAACAUGCUACUUAAUUUACAGCACAGUGCAAAUACAAUGGUGCACAGAGAGUUAGGCGUGAUAAUAAAGUAAAGAGUUAGGCUCCUCUGCUCUUUGACUGGAUGAGUAAAAUGAGAAUAAAUUGUAAAAUGGGAAAUGCAAGAAGUACUCGGAUAAUUUACUUAAAAGUAGUACUACUGCAGUGUAAAAAUACUCAGUUAUAAGUAAAAGUUUUGCUUUUAAAAAUGUACUUCAGUAAAAGUACAAACGUUUUUGCAUCAAAAUGUAAUUUCAGUAUCAAAAGUAAAAUUACUCGUUUUGCAGAAUGGUCAGUUUAAGCACCAUAUCUUUUUUUGGAUUGGGAGGGAUGGGAUUGAAUUAAUCCAAAAUGUUGUGUAACCUGAAUUGUCUAAUAUACUGUGUUGUAAAUUGAAGAUGUUGCAAU